This is a messenger RNA of Aspergillus clavatus NRRL 1, 1008 nucleotides long. Its product is annotated as putative C2H2 finger domain protein. Bases 1 to 1008 code for a protein of 335 amino acids. Gene Ontology annotation, biological process: regulation of transcription by RNA polymerase II. The record is from RefSeq and is a predicted model, not a curated record. Gene Ontology annotation, cellular component: transcription regulator complex; PcG protein complex. Gene Ontology annotation, molecular function: DNA-binding transcription factor activity, RNA polymerase II-specific; RNA polymerase II cis-regulatory region sequence-specific DNA binding. Lineage: Eukaryota; Fungi; Ascomycota; Eurotiomycetes; Eurotiales; Aspergillaceae. The transcript is spliced from 2 exons.
AUGGAUCUCGCAAACCUCAUCUCGCAUCCCACCUCCGAGGCUGCCUCGACUUUCAAGUCGAGGUCAGCUCAGAGUCCUCCCGCCUUUCAAGCGAACCCUUACAAGCGUCUCUCCGGAUCGUCGAUGAGCUCUUACUUCACCUCCGUACCGACGACCGCGACAUCGUAUUCUCGCACCCCGCAGCCACCACUCUCCCCACCCGUCGACGACCGGCCCAGAUGUUCGCUGCCCUCAAUCUCGACUCUACUGGAGGGUGCAGACAGCGCAGCCGCACAUGCAGCGAAACGCCAAAGAACUAGCCUCUCGGCGCAUAGGGAUCUUGAUGCCCGUCCUCAGUCGCAACCGUAUGACACGAUCACCCCACAUGCCUUGCCACCUACGCCGCCAUUGCGUCCUGGCUCGGGUUUUCGCAGCAACGGCCAUUCGCCUUCAGCCUCGUCUGUUUCCGCAACGAGCGCCAGCACGGUGAUCAAGACCGAAACAUAUCCUCAGCCUCACAUCGGCCUUCCCAGCCCGACAGAUCGCUCCUCCAUCUCCAGCCAAGGAUCGGUGCAGCAUGCGCCCGGAGCGCCGUAUGCGUCGCCAGCGCCUAGCGUGGCAUCUUACUCGUCACCUGUCGAGCCUUCCACACCGUCCAGCGCAGCCUACUAUCAAAGAAAGGCCCCUUCAGCUCCCUUCCAGAACCCAGGCAGCGUCCCCUCAGCAUCGGCCGCUCACCAGCAGCUUAUCACCCCCAUCACCCCCGCCUGGCAACACCACCACUAUUUCCCCCCAUCCAGCUCAACCGCCUACCAGCAGAACCAUGAUCGCUACAUCUGCCGCACCUGCCACAAAGCGUUCUCGCGCCCUUCCAGUCUGCGCAUCCACUCCCACAGCCACACGGGCGAGAAGCCCUUUCGCUGCACACACGCCGGCUGCGGCAAGGCCUUCAGCGUGCGAAGCAAUAUGAAGCGCCAUGAGCGUGGAUGCCAUACAGGCCGCCCAGUCGCCACUGCUAUGGUGUCAUAA